AUGACUACCUCACCCAACCCACCUAUCUUUGUUUGGUACAAUGCCUUCAACCCACAUCAGGACUCCUCUCAGCACAACAUCCAUUUGGAGAAGGCCUCUGUUCUCUUCAACCUGGGAGCCUUUGGCUCCCACAUUGCUCUCUCCUGCGAUCUCACCACCCUCCAAGGCCAGCGCAUUGCCAUAAACGCUUUACAUGAUGCUGCAUAUUGGUUCUUAAUACUAACGCAUGAGGCUGAGAAGGUUUCUCUGCUUUAUUGGAAAGCUUUUGAACUGUCGCCAUUGGGGCCUUUAGCUGAGACUUGUCUUGUUAAAUCCUUGAUACCUAAUUAUCUUGGGUCUAAUUUGAGAACCUGCCAUAAUGAAUUUAUACCCAAGAUAAUUUUCAAAGAGGAUUUUAGAACUAAAGUCCAUGGUGGAUAUUUUGACCAAUAUGGAAUUAUCCGAGACAUUAUUCAAAACCAUCUGCUUCAGGUUCUUUGCUUGGUUGCUAUGGAAAGGCCUGUUUCUCUCAAUCCUGAGCACAUUCAGGAUGAGAGAGUGAAGGUUCUUGAAUCAGUAGUACCUAUCGGCGACAAUAAGGUUGUUCUUGGACAAUAUGAAGGCUAUAGAGAUGACCCAACCGUACCUAAUGACUCAAACACUCCAACUUUUGCAGCUGUUAUUCUGUGCAUACACAACGAAAAAUGGAAAGGUGUUCCUUUCAUACUAAAAGCAGGGAUGGCCUUAAAUUCUAGGAAAACAGAGAUACGAGUUCAAUUCAAGGAUGUUCCUGAUGAUAUUUUCAAGGAUGUUCCUCAUGAAAUUUUCCUGAAAUUUUCUGUACAAGCUAGGUAAUUUGAAGAUGUCCACAUAUCAAAGUGAACAGGAAUUGUCCUACCGGCGCGGAAAGAAGGGGUUACCAUUCAGGAUGCUUAUGAGAAUCUCAUUCUCCACACGUAUGUUCACUUUCCCAGUUCAUGUUUUAUGAAUUAUCAAUUUUUUCUAGCCUUCUUUUAUUAUACAUCCAUGCCACAUAAUAACACUAACGGUAGAGUUACCAAUCAGUUCGAUAGUACGAAAGAAACAGAUUUGAGUUGAAUAAUAAUGGCAAUUGUAUCGUGUUUUGCAGGAUUGGAGGCGAUCAGCAACAAUUCCUUCGUAG
Arachis ipaensis is the source of this 1141-nucleotide messenger RNA. NCBI's taxonomy places the organism in Eukaryota, Viridiplantae, Streptophyta, Magnoliopsida, Fabales, Fabaceae. The record is from RefSeq and is a predicted model, not a curated record.